Messenger RNA from Aplysia californica (California sea hare), 3248 nucleotides. RefSeq names its product mitochondrial potassium channel ATP-binding subunit. The transcript is spliced from 17 exons. The record is from RefSeq and is a predicted model, not a curated record. Gene Ontology annotation, cellular component: membrane. Bases 137 to 2407 code for a protein of 756 amino acids. Gene Ontology annotation, biological process: transmembrane transport. Gene Ontology annotation, molecular function: ATP hydrolysis activity; ABC-type oligopeptide transporter activity; ATP binding. NCBI's taxonomy places the organism in Eukaryota, Metazoa, Mollusca, Gastropoda, Aplysiida, Aplysiidae.
UACCUGACAAAUGGCCAUAGGUCAAUCAUGGCGACCUCCUUAUGACAUACGAAAGACUAAUAGAAUACUAAUAAAUACACUAAACGAAACGGGAAUUAUGCAUAUAUCAGUGUCUUAGUUUAUUGACGUAGCAGUCAUGUUUACUCACUUUUUAGCUAGAUCUGCUGGGAAUUUCCUGAAAUCCAGCUCGACUGUCUCUGUGAUAUCAAAUUCUGGAAAUGCUCUCUGUGGAAGAGGAAUUGUGAAUUCCACAACUUUACUGGGACUGGGAGUGAGGAUUCCCACCUGUAAUGGAACAAGGAUUGCACAAGGCAGGUUUUUUUCUUCCAGCCUGUCACCAUUCGAGACAUGGCAGGCCAGGACAUUGAAACAGCUGCAAGCUCUCAAAUUGUUAAGAGCACGUUUGUGUAAGAAACUCUCAAAGUUGCCAUCAAGAUUGCCUAAAGCUUCCCCUCUCUUGUGUGCAGCUGCAGUUCCUGGUCUGUGUGUUGCAGCAGAACAGUUUCGCAUCUUUCCCCUUGACUUAUCAAAACUGUUUGUGACUGCUCAGUGCAAAGCAAAACAAAGGCCUACAAGCCGUCUUCUCGAUGAUGACGACUCAAACAAUGACAGUAAGAAGACAGAUCCGCAGUUCCAAUGGAGAUUAUUCUUCCAGCUUUUGUGGCAAGAUAUAUUCUAUCUUCUUGGCGCUGUUGUGGCCGCUGUUGGAGCUGCUAUGGUCAAUAUUCAGAUCCCUCUGAUGUUGGGAGAACUGACCAACAUUGUCUCAAAGUACACUUCAGCCAUGACAACAGAGGUUGCUGACUUUCUGUCUGAUAUCCGUGGUCCUGCCAUAAAACUGAUGGGGAUUUAUGGACUUCAGGGUCUGCUGACGUUCACAUACAUCGGUUUGCUGUCAGUGGUAGGGGAGAACAUGGCUGCACGGCUCCGCAAACAGCUGUUCCAUUCUCUACUUUGCCAGGAUAUCGACUUCUUUGACACUCACAAAACAGGAGAGCUGGUGGACAGGCUGACCUCCGACGUGCAGGAUUUCAAAAGUUCUUUCAAGCUGACUAUUUCUCAAGGACUGCGUGCUGUGACCCAGACAGUUGGCUGUGUAGCCUCACUCUUCAUGAUCUCGACCAAACUGACGUUUGUCAUGCUUGGCGUCAUCCCGGUCGUGAUCAUCGGCGGCACUCUCCUCGGUGCUGCGCUGCGGACGUUGUCAAGAGAUGCUCAGGAGCAGAUUGCCAGGUCGACAGCUGUGGCUGAUGAGGCCCUAGGCAACGUGAGGACCGUACGUGCAUUUGCCAUGGAAAAGAAAGAAUUUGAGUUAUAUGAAGAACAAGUGAACAAGUCGAGUGCUCUGAACAUCCGUCUUGGCGUUGGCAUUGGAGCUUUCCAGGGUGCUGCCAACAUGUUCCUUAAUGGAAUUGUCCUGGGCUCCCUGUUUGCCGGUGGCUGGCUGAUCUCCAUGCACGAGCUGCAGGCUGGGGACCUCAUCUCCUUUCUGGUGGCCACGCAGAUGAUAGAGAGGUCUAUGGCUCAGAUGUCUUUGCUAUUCGGCCACAUGAUCCGCGGGACAUCGGCUGGAGCUCGUGUCUUUGAGUACAUUGAUCUCCAGCCAAAGAUUCCCCUAGACGGAGGACGAAGCAUCCCUUUUCACGCUCUGAUGGGCGACAUCGAGUUCUCAAGUGUCGGUUUUCACUAUCCCAGCAGACCAGGACAGGAAAUUCUAACAAACUUCAAUUUGAAAGUUCGCGGUGGACAAAUGGUGGCCUUGGUUGGUCUCUCGGGUGGAGGCAAGUCAACUCUGGCAGUACUGUUGGAAAGAUUUUACGACGUCACCUCGGGGAAGAUUACACUAGACGGGGUUGAUCUUCGUGACUUUGACCCCACAUGGCUCAGAGGUCACGCCAUUGGCUUCAUUAAUCAGGAGCCUGUUCUGUUUGCCACCUCCGUGAUGGAGAACAUCCGCUACGGCAAGCCCGAGGCCACAGACCAAGAGGUGAUUGAGGCCGCCAGGUUGGCCAAUGCUGACACGUUCAUCAGGAAAUUUCCUAAGGGUUACAGCACAGUGCUGGGUGAGCGAGGCGUGACCGUGUCUGGUGGGCAGAAACAGCGCAUCGCCAUCGCCAGGGCACUCAUCAAAAACCCAUCCAUUCUCAUCCUUGAUGAAGCCACGAGUGCUCUGGACGCAGAAUCGGAGAGGCUGGUGCAGGAGGCCCUGGAUAAAGUGGUCAAAGGGAGGACAACCCUUGUGAUUGCUCACCGCCUGAGUACCAUCCGAGAUGCUGAUGUCAUUGCUGUAGUCUCAAAGGGUCGGAUCAUGGAGAUGGGCACACACUCAGAGCUCAAGUCCAAGCGAGGCCUGUACUGGGAGCUGAUCAAGAAGCAGGAGCUGGAAGAGGAUCUGGAGAAAAACUGAAUGGGCCGCGUUGUCUCCACGGAGAACAUGUGAAGCCAGUUGCUGUGGUUGUGUAGUGAUUCAGAAUUUUUUUCAUCACAAAGAGCAUCUGCUAUUCACGUUCAAGUCAUUUUUGCAUUUGGAACUUACUGCAUUGUUCCGAAAAGCUAACACGCACCGAAUUUAUUGUGAGAAACAUCAUCAGUUAUUUACAUUUACAUCUCUAUGUAUUCAUCAAUGUAUGUGAUAUUGAUUGACAACAGAGAAGGGUGCCAAACUUGAAAAGUAGGCUUGCUGCUCGUGAGCCACUGGAUGUUAUUUUUUUGGCCUCGACACUGGCCUUAUACGUCUCGACAGGUUCUAUUGUAACUUGUAAGGGUACUUUCCCGACCUUUCUUUUCUUCUUAUACAGCAAGCAAUGCGCAACUGCAAAGUCAUAAAUUGUCUGUUUGGAGAUUUUUUAUUUACAGGUUUACGGUAAGCUCUAACUGUCUUUGCCAGAGAGGAGACUCUAUGUUAAGAAUAGCGAUCAAAGAUGAAUGCAGCCGUACAAUAAAGGGAGAUUUUUCAAUUUGUUUAUAGAAUGUUUUUCUCUACACCGAUUUUUUUGGGGUAUUUAUCAUUUGUGAAUCAAGAAGAAAAUUACAGGAUUUAUUAUAACCUUACAGAAAUGCCAUCCUGAACUUCUCAUCGCUGCAUGUAAAUUGCACCAUAUAGGUCAAAUGCUGAUGUUAAUAUAUAUAUGACGCUUAUUCCAUGUUGUCGCUUGAACUUUUCGUUAAUUAAGGAAAUAAACCUUAUAUUUAUGAAUGAUAGAAUUUAAUGAAAGAAUAAAGAUUAGUACAUACAUGUACCAAAAUUU